AAGCCUUAUUUUACAGUCAAACGGCAUGAAGGCCACAUGCUCAAACUAAGGCAAUCAAAAUGAGUUCAGCAUAUUUAAACAUUGAAUUUAGCCCAUGAGACAAGAUUGUAUCACACAAGUCUGACUAAUUAUUUCUGCAUUUAGAAGAUUUUCCUUUAACCAUUUUCUUUUUCAAAAUGUUGACACGCUUCUUUUACUCUCAACAAACAAUGUUGCUCUCUCUUGCAUGAAAUGCACAUUGUGAAAAAGUCGGUCAAAUAGGGGGGGAGUCGUGGGUUGCCGGUGACAACUACUAAAUACUUGGGAUGUUUCUUAGCAGCAAACGUGCUGAGACAGCACUGCGGAGAGGCAAAUGGCGAUGUUCUAACGUCGUGUCACUGAGGCAAGGGAGAAAGGAAAAAAAUAAAGGAAUGGAUACAGAGAGCGAGCACUGGUGCAUAUACCAGUACGAUUCAGUGGUUCUGGCUGAAGGAUAAACAGUCCACACUGUCAUCACUGGUUACUGGGUGGAGUACUGUACUGUUAUUAACUCUCCAAGAGAGUAUGAGAGUGAAGGCUGUGGCAUCGAGAGAGAAGGAGAUAAAUAUAACACAAAAACUACAGAGGGAGAGAGAGAGCGAAAGAGAGAGAGAGAAAUAGUUGACACUCAAAGAGAAGAAAGAGCCUCAGACAAAGAAAACCGAAGAAAGGAGCGUCAAGUUGGUGGGAUACUAAACUAGUUGAUGCUAUCAGAGAUGAACGAGGCAGGUCUGCUUCCACUGAUCCAGGCAGGAGAUGGGAGGACUCUGUCCAGAGCAGAGUUUCUCUCGUUGAUCAACACCUACAAUUGCUUCCUCAAGGACCAAACUCAACUGCAUCUCAGUUACUUCCAGCAGCAUGAUGGCGGGGAAGUGGUCGUAGAAGGCUUCCUAAAUAUCUGCUGGGGAAUCCGACGACCCAUACGGCUGAAAAUCCAGGAUGAGAAACAGACGACUCCUUUUGCUCCCCUGAUCUCAUUUGACCCAGUCAGCCCAGUCAGUCCACCUGGAAACAGGAGGGGCAUGUCACGAUGGGGGGAGUUUCUCGACCUGCACCAGAUAGAUGAGAUAGCUGGCACGGCACAUGAAACAGUCAGCAAAAAUCCUCUACCAGGCACCAUUUAUGAGACCACAACACUCCGUCCUUUGAGGCAGAAGAGCUGCGAGCUGGAGUCCGAGUCCAACCUGUUCCGCUGCAUGAGCGAUGCCUCGCUGGUCAAGAGGAGGAGUCGCCGAGGCAAGUCAGCGGCACAAAGAGAAAGAGAGCGGCAGCACCGCUUUUCUAUCAAUGGACACUUUUAUAACUAUAAGACAUCCAUCUUCACCCCUUGCUUUGGCACCGCGACCAAAGUCCGCAUUACGAGUAGCAUGACCACAAACCAAGUCAUCGAACAGCUACUGAACAAAUUCAAGAUAGAGAAUGACCCUCAGGAGUUUGCACUAUACUGUGUUCACCAAAGUGGCGAAAAGAGGAAGAUGAGCAACAAGGACCAGCCGCUAUGGGAGCGCAUCCUACAGGGACCCUCGGACGACACCAUGAAGAUAUUUUUGAUGGACAUGAAUGAAGAGGAAGUCAGCAAUGAUGUGGCCCAGUAUUUGAACUUGGAGCUUCCUAUCUUGGAGCAGGUUCUCCGGAAUUUGAGAGACGAGGAGAACCGGGAGAUACAAAUGGUUAUUAGCAAGUACCAAAAGCAUCAAAGAGUCCUCACCCAAAUGCUAAGCCGCAAGAUUUCACCUCACGUUGAAACCAGUGUCUGACAAGACGGAACACACAAACGGCAACGUGAAGCAAACCGGAGUGAGCUGGGCUGCAACAAAACAGGAAAGGGAAAUCAAUCUGCUCCCGAUACAUGAAGAGAGAGAGAGAGAGAGAGA
This is a messenger RNA of Hippocampus comes (tiger tail seahorse), 1892 nucleotides long. It is a transcript of the gene rassf6, whose product is annotated as Ras association domain family member 6. The coding region runs from base 723 to 1775 and encodes 350 amino acids. The transcript has 11 exons. Gene Ontology annotation, biological process: signal transduction. Lineage: Eukaryota; Metazoa; Chordata; Actinopteri; Syngnathiformes; Syngnathidae. The record is from RefSeq and is a predicted model, not a curated record.